Molecule: messenger RNA, 1961 nt
Organism: Salvelinus fontinalis (brook trout)
Lineage: Eukaryota; Metazoa; Chordata; Actinopteri; Salmoniformes; Salmonidae
Product: G-protein coupled receptor 182-like
Exons: 2
Coding region: 95-1186 (363 amino acids)
Biological process (GO): G protein-coupled receptor signaling pathway
Cellular component (GO): membrane
Molecular function (GO): G protein-coupled receptor activity
Source: RefSeq, a predicted model, not a curated record
GCAGGCAGACCACCAGAACCCCCUGCCCUGAGGGACCUUUCCUAACCACUCAUCAUCUAUCACCAGGUUCUCCUCGCCACAGCACAUCAAGACAAUGAACGAAUUUGACUUGCACAACUCCUCGUUAAAUUUCUUCAAUGGCACGCCCUGGUUCGUCUACGAGUGCACCCUCAACCUGGAUAAGGACUAUCAGCGGAUCGCCUUGUUCCUCCUCUACCUGCUGCUGUUCAUGGUGGGGCUGGCUGAAAACACCCUGGUGGUCUGGGUCAAUUGGCGCCGGCGCCACUCGGCCAACGGCGUCUUGUUCUGCGUUAUCAACGUGAGCUUGUCGGACCUGAUGGUGGUUCUGAUGUUGCCCUUCUACAUGCUGGAGGUGACCAUGGACAAGGUAUGGCUGUGGGGCCGCUUCCUGUGUAAAGUCACCCACCUCAUUUACGUGAUCAACUUCUAUAGCAGCUCCUUCUUCCUGGCCUUCAUGACCCUGGAGCGCUACCUGUCCCUGUCCAGGCCCUCGUCUCCCGCCUGCUUCCCCGUGGCCAGACGUCGCCGCUGGCUACUCUGCGGUGGUCUCUGGCUCCUCGCCCUGUUCCUGGCUCUGCUGGAGAACGUCCACAUGGACCUGCUGGAGUGGGACGAGCCGGGCUGCUACAUGCUGCCAGAGAACAACUACACCGAGUGGUUCGUCUCCGUCUCCUUCCUCUGCCUCAUCUUCCAGUUCCUUGGGCCGGCCUCCGUAAUCGUCACCUGUAACAUCUUGAUAGCCCGAGCGGUGCGCUCCGCUCCAGACGUGCAGGGAAAACGGGACGUCUGGCUGGUGCAUGUUUACUCCCUGGUGUUUGUCCUCUGCUGGCUGCCGUACCACAUGGUCUUGUUCCUGAUGAUGGUGGAUGAUCUGGACCCUCACGUGUUCAGCUGCAACACAGUGGAGGUGCUCUACAACUCCUACAGUGUGGUUGAGGGCCUGUCACUCUUCCACUGCAUCGCCAACCCUGUCCUUUACAACUUCCUCAGCAAGAGCUUCCGUUCCAACCUGAUCAACGCUGUGGUCCACUAUGCACCCAGGGAGGGCCCAGGAGGGUCGAAUCCCCAAGAAAAUGCACCCAACGCAGGAGGACCAGACACUAGGAAGAAACAACGCAAGCUUAGCAACAUGAGCACCAGUCACUCUGAUGUUGCUGGGAUGUAGAAAAAGGAAGCACCAGUGUCACAUUGAGACUUAACUAGCUAUCAUCACUGAAGGACAAUGGAGGAAAGGGGAAAAAAGCACUUGAGCUGUUACUGAAGCGUGUGCUGCCUUCACAGGCUAAAAGACAGGGCACAAGACAAGGUUUCUUAGUCUGACUCUCUUGGGUCCAGAUUGUUCACCCUUCUCCCAAAGUGUACACUUGCACACUUUCAUUUCAAAGUAUUUGAUUGGUGUAAGCAUUGGCUGAAGGGAGUUUCUUCCAUUAUAAAACAAAAGAGAACAUGACCAGCAGUGUGCAAGUACACAUUUAGGGAGAAUUGUGGAGAAUCAGGAUUCAGCCUUGGUCACUAAGAAAUAGUAAUGUAAAUGAUGGGCUCUCUGUCCCUCAUCUGUCUCCCGUUUUUCUCAUUCAGCACAUCAAUAAUGUUGUAAACAGAGGAAGGAAGGAAACGCUUUCAGAUUUUUUUUCUUUGAACUUCCACAGGAACUUGUGGCACCAAUAUCUAGGAACUUCUGGAGGACAGAAUUAGUCAUUACAUCGCAGGGUGAAGAGAAGCUUCCUCGCAAAUAAACAUUUUCCUCUGUGUAACGUAGAUAAGACUGAUACUUAUAACUAUUGAGUAUAAACAACUUGUAAAAUUGAAAUGCAACUGCUAAAUGUAAAACAUUUUGAUUACACAAACACAUAAACAAAUCUUAAUUUCCACAGUAACUGUUUUUUUUCUGCUGAAUUUGUAAAUGUGUUGAAAGCUGAAUAAAAGUAUUUCAAACAUAA